AUGUCUCAAGAGGGUAAUGCUCAAAUUCCUACAAAUUUCAAAUUCUACUUUGAAGCCAUGACAGAGAGAUUUGAAAGAUUGAACUUCAAGUUCGUUGAAAUGCAAGAUAGAAUAGAAAGAGUUGAACAAAGGGAGCAACAACGCAGAACUUUAGAACAUCAAAAUGAAGAUGAAACCAAUUCUACGGUUGAUAUGAGGCAGAAUGAGCGUCGAAAUGAAGGAAGAAGAGUGCGUAAUGAAGAAAAGGUUGAUAAUAACCUAGGAAGUAUCAAGAUGAAGAUCCCAUCUUUCCAAAGCAAAAAUGAUCCAGAAGCUUACUUGGAGUGGGAAAGAAAGAUGGAGUUGGUGUUUGAUUGUCAUAACUACUCGCAAUUGAAAAAGGUAAAAUAUGCUGCCAUAGAAUUUUCUGAUUAUGCUAUUGUUUGGUGGGAUCAAUUUGUGUCAAACAGGAAGAGACAUGGUGAAAGUCUCAUUAAAACAUGGGAGGAAAUGAAAGCUAUCAUGAGAAGGCGAUUUAUUCCAAGUGACUACCAUAGGGACUUAUUUAAAGAAGCUCUUAGUGGGUUGAUACAGUAA
This is a messenger RNA of Gastrolobium bilobum, 576 nucleotides long. RefSeq lists its product as uncharacterized. The transcript has a single exon. The coding region runs from base 1 to 576 and encodes 191 amino acids. NCBI's taxonomy places the organism in Eukaryota, Viridiplantae, Streptophyta, Magnoliopsida, Fabales, Fabaceae. The record is from RefSeq and is a predicted model, not a curated record.